CUUCUCUUUCUGCAAACGACAAUGGCUUCUCGAUCUCUCUCCUUCUUCAAGUUUCAGAGGUUCUCUGUGGAGAUCAAUGGCCACUUUUACUCGAAAUUGAGUUUCUUUCUAUUUUUUUUUCAUUUCAUUGAUUUGAAAUUGGUUAAAGAGAUAUGGAUCAUGACUUUUCUCUGUUUUUCUUUUUGUAAUAGUUGUGUUAUUUGUUGCAGUAAACCACAAUUGGGCAUGUAGAUCACGGGAAGACUGCUUUGACUGCUGCAAUCACAAAGGUUCUUGCUGAAGAGAGAAAAGCUAAAGCUAUUGCCUUUGAUGAAAUUGAUAAAGCUCCCGAAGAGAAGAAGAGAGGAAAUACUAUUGCUACAUGGGAGCAUUGAGAGAUUCAUCACAGAGUGGAGCAUUGGGAGCAUCUCGUGGGCAUACCACUCCCGCUUUGUUCUAUCUUGCUUUGGGAGGGUCCUUGUUAUCUUAUAUAUACUCUGCUCCACCUCUUAAGUUGGGAAUAGCGAUUGUUUAUAACUUCAAAAGUGUUGAAGGAGACAGAGCAAUGGGCCUUCAGUCUCUCCUAGUAGCUUUUGGCACUGAGGCUGCAAAAUGGAUAUGCGUUAGUGCUAUAGACGUUACUCAGAUCUCUGUUGCCGGUAUGUAGUAUGACUUCUAUUUCUUGUGCUUGAUCUUAUGAACUAGAGGAUCAUUAGUGAAUGUCUAUUCUGGUUGUAGUGUAUCUUGUAGUGAAAGUAUUGUUUUUAAAACUCUUCUCCAAACAAGUGUAAAACAAAUUCUCUCCUUCUCUAUAUAAAAUCAUCUACAUUCCUUCUUUA
Messenger RNA from Brassica rapa (field mustard), 818 nucleotides. Its product is annotated as chlorophyll synthase, chloroplastic-like. Lineage: Eukaryota; Viridiplantae; Streptophyta; Magnoliopsida; Brassicales; Brassicaceae. The record is from RefSeq and is a predicted model, not a curated record.